Messenger RNA from Anthostomella pinea, 762 nucleotides. The record is from the annotation of a GenBank genome assembly. Lineage: Eukaryota; Fungi; Ascomycota; Sordariomycetes; Xylariales; Xylariaceae.
AUGAGCACAGAGAAGCACAGCAUUACGCUCUACUGCGAGGGCACUCCGAACCCUCUCAAGAUCUCCAUUGCCCUGGAGGAAUUGGGCUUGAAGUACAACGUACACCCAAUCAAGCUCUUUGAACACGAGCAGAAAGAGCCGUGGUUCCUCGACAUCAAUCCCAACGGUCGCAUCCCAGCCCUGGUCGACACGGACGAGAACGGCCAGCAGCUCAAGAUCUGGGAGAGCGGUGCCAUUCUCGAAUACCUCGUGGACCGGUACGACCGGGACCACAAGAUCUCGUAUCCUCGCGGGACCAAGGAGCACUGGGAGAUGACCAGCUGGCUCUUUUGGCAGAUGAGUGGCCUCGGCCCAAUGCAAGGCCAGGCAAACCACUUCGAGAUGUCCGCCUUUGGGGACUAUCCAUACGCCUUGAAGCGCUACGUCAACGAGACACGCCGCCUGUAUCGCACCAUGGACCAGGCGCUCACCAAGAAUGCGUCCGGAUACCUCGUAGGUGAUCAUCUGACCAUCGCCGACAUUGCCAUCUGGCCAUGGACCACGGCGUACAAGUACAGUGGUCUGUCCCAGAUCGACGAGUUCCCACAAGUCAAGGAGUGGAUGUACAGGCUCCUUGGGCGUCCUGGGUUCGAGAAGGGUCGCAACGUCCCGAAUCCCCAUAUCUACCUCCAGCUCAACGAGCUGCCGGAUGAGGAGUUGAGGAAGAUUGGGAGGGAGAGGUCGGGGUGGGUUCAGGAGGCUAUGAAGCGCGAUGCUGAAUGA